UGAUCAGCUGUGUCCAAUCACAGCUGAUCACAUGGCACUGAGGAUCAGUGUGCCCUGAUGAUCAGUGUAGCCCCAGCAGUGCCACCUGUCAGUGUCCAUCAGUGCCUUAUGUCAGUGCUCAUCAGUGCCUCGUGCCAGUGCCCAUCAGUGCCACAUAUCAGUGCCUGCCAGUGCUCAUCAAUGCCGCAUAUCAGUGCCCAUCUGAGCUGCCUUUCAGUGCCACCCAUCAGUGCCAGUCAGUGCCGCCUAUCAGUGCUGCCUAUCAAUGCACCUCAGUGACGCCUAUCAGUGCCUGUCAGUGCCGCC
Messenger RNA from Staurois parvus, 306 nucleotides. The record is from the annotation of a GenBank genome assembly. NCBI's taxonomy places the organism in Eukaryota, Metazoa, Chordata, Amphibia, Anura, Ranidae.